UACAUAUAGGGAUGAACACAAUUCUUGUAAGAGGCAAGCUUUACCUACGGCCGAAUGAAUGCACAAGAGCUGGAGUGCAAAGAACGCAAUCAGUCAAGAGUGCUGGCCCUCGCGAAGGAGUGGCAAAGUCUAAGGUACACACAUCGCUCGACGUGCUCGCUCUGAUAUUCGAUGCAUCGCCCACCAUAACAUAAAUUACUCCACCAAGCUCGCACAUGUAUUCAAGAGGUAUCGUCGGCUAAAGUCAGACCGCUACGCUUCUGAUGCAGCGAGAGAUGCACCUAUAAAGCAAAAGGAGAUCGAAGGCUUCGACAUGACCGAGACCGCGACCACGUCGGGUCCUGUUGGGCCCACGCCGAUAGAGGCAGACGCUGCUCGGACCUUCUCUCACCUCUUUGCCGCCGCAGAGACAGCAGUUGACCCUCACCCUGCGGCCGCCAUCAGGCACUUCAAAGUUCAACCUAGCCUCGCUGGCCUCCCUCACGAUAUCUUGCUGCAGAUCUGGACCUUGGUAGAUGAUCCGAGCAGGAUAGUAAUGGUCAGCAGACGCUUCAACGAGAUGGGCAGACUAGAAGAUUCUCGCGCAGAAUGGCUAUUGGCUCACUACGACGUGCGCGACGUGUUCUUUGAAUCCAUCAAGAGACCAAGGUUGCUCGACCCCUGGCUCAUAAGGAAGUUGCUGGAUCGAGGAGCUGUACUGUCGCGCGCUCUGGUCCAAGAAGUUGUGGCGCGAAGCUCGGCUCCCAUAGAUGAGUCGUUACAUGCUUACGUGGACUCUCCACUCAGGUGGGGCCAAUCGGUGCCCACAGCAACCGUCCUGGCGCUUCUUUCAGAGGGAGUCAGAUUGUAUGCAUCUCACAUGACGCUACAACCACGGGAUCAGGAGGUCCUCCAGCUCUACUUGUGCAUGCCUUCCGACCGCGCCUCUCACAAGUCGCAUCUCUUAGAUGCAUACCAGAGAUUUAACCAAGCAAGCGUAUUUCUGAUCGGUUGAAGGAGAUUCUGCCCGAUCGGUUCAUGACAACACGCGAGGGCGGUUGGCUGGGCCCAGUUCUCAUGUUGGGUGAUGAGGAGCUGAUACGUGCUGCUCGAUUGCACGGAUUCAGUCCCGAAAGUCUUCCUCAACUCAGUAGGUGGAUCUGUGAAUUGGUGAUGCUAGGGAAGCGCCCCUUCCAUCGCGUACACAGCAAGGCUGCCAAGUUGAUGGAGCUUCAGCAGCUAAGAAUCCUCACGAUCACACGAGCCUUCGCGGCAUCGUUGAUCUGCAGAUUGAGGCUAUCACUUGUGCAAACAUACGAGCAUAGUCCGCGAGCGGCCCGACACAAACUGCAA
Ceraceosorus guamensis is the source of this 1332-nucleotide messenger RNA. RefSeq lists its product as hypothetical. NCBI's taxonomy places the organism in Eukaryota, Fungi, Basidiomycota, Exobasidiomycetes, Ceraceosorales, Ceraceosoraceae. The coding region runs from base 314 to 994 and encodes 226 amino acids. The record is from RefSeq and is a predicted model, not a curated record. The transcript is spliced from 6 exons.